CGUAAUUGUUGUUGGCGAAGCAGAAAAUGAGACUCACAUCAAGUUAAAAAAAUUAAGAUUAUUGCAUGUAGAUGCAUGUGGGCUCAGGUUUGUACCAACAUCGAAAUUGAAUGAGUUGACCUGAUCACUUGGGAAGCCUCGAUGAAGAUUCAGCGUGAUCGACGGUUGCGCCAAAACAUUUAUUCUGCACUAAUUGUAGCACUCCUCCUCUGAUGUGUAAGUGAUGAGUCAUCGAUCUUCUAUCUUGGUGAGAUGUAGUAACAAAAUCAGGGGAGAACAAGUAGAGCUACGGGUGACGCAGAGAACAAUGUCACAGUGAGGCACUGGCCAUCCACGCUUAGUUUCGGGAAGCGAGGAUGAAUGCCGGUGCCACUGAUGCAGAACUCUUUUUCAAUCCAGUACUGCCGAACCAGGUAUUUUUUAUCAACGAAGACGAAAAGGAGCUCGAACUUGCACUUGUAAUCAAAGUAAGUAGAUUAUACGAGAAGAAGUAUCUUCAUCAGAAAUGUAAUUACGCAUGUUUGGUUCAUUUUGUAGUUGGAUAUCUCUAGUUUCAUACAUCUUCUGCUUCUUCCAAGUCCAGCAGGAACUUGCUGUUCACAACAUUUAAUCGUGAACAUUUGUGUCAAAACUGAAUUAUCUGCAGGUCGUUGAAUAUCGCGCGGAAGACAGCGGUAACAAACUAGCAAGCAUAUCUGGCUCAACGUCAACUGGGAGUGCAGCAACAGUAAGCAGUUCAUCAAGUAGACAUUCGAAAACUGUUCUGCAAGGAAGUGGGGCUGGUGCAUCAAGUAUUGUAUGCACGACAACGACCACCUCCAGCAGCUCCGCAUCUGAGGGUACGAAAAUGAUUGUCCACCGGGGACCCGGGUCCUUCGUCGAGUCAUCUGCACAAGGGGAUGUGGCAGAUGCAAGUGCAAUGGAGUACAACUCGAAUUUGUUUCCGUCAGCACCAGCAGAAAGCUCAGGGCAGCAACAGCACGACAUCUCACGACUAGGAGGAGCUUUAGGUGACCCAUCAAACGCUUUUGGCGGCAGUUCAUCCAGCUCGUCCACGACAGCACACCUACACAAUUUUCCUGGUUCGGGAGUAGUUCCCGGUGACAUUCCACAGGCACCGCCUCGACCCAUCGGCAACGCGUUCAUGACAGGUACAGAUGCUGGACUACCGAGAGUAGUCUCGUCACCGACGACCGCACCCCAAAGCCCAAAUAUUAGAACAAGCUUAACGUCCACGCCACCUCAUUACAGCUCCGAUCCGCGGUCGGUCCAACACUUAUGAGGAGACAUCGACUGUCAGUGCCAGUGCUGCCUUUCACUUGAAAUCAACACGAAUAGUAAUCCGCGUUCUAGUUGUCACUCGGAGCAACUACUCAUCUAGCAUCUUCAUGAUAUUUAGAUAUUUCAACUUGACAAAGGCGUCGCCGAUGUUAGUCACGAAGAAUUGAGACAAAGAUGACGUACGUACAACUCUUCAGACUCCUCUAACCUCUGACGGUCAGGCUGUCGAGUUGUUGUCGCGGAGUAUUGCUAGCAGUGAUGCUAUGGCGACCGUAGGGUCUAGCUCGCAUAUUCAGGAGCAGGAGGCUCUCCUGGGUAACCAUUACCAUCUUGGGGCGGGCUUACGAAAAAUGUGUUUCAUCUUAAUCUUAAUCUUAUCUGAAUAAACGAUAAGAAACAUCAUUAUCAGUUCACCUUUCUUUCUUAAACAGAUACCCGUGAAUAAUGUUCAUCAGUAGCCACAAAAAUGACGAUCUUCAUGUUGAUCUUCGUCUCUAACUAAGAAUGAUUAUGAUAUUUUUUAUAAAUAUUUAUAUUAGAUAUAAUAUUCGUCAUAUCACCGACAGUGGUCAAUGCUAAGAACUGAAAAAUAGCACAGCUCGUAGUCUAAACAAUCCUGCCAACGGUGGACGAGGACCAUCGACAUUGCUGGAAGAUGGUGUGGACAGGCAUCAAAGCUACGGUGGUGAGAGCAGUUACUACGGGGACUCCCAGUACCCAACGGACAUGACGCAUAGCCCGGCUACAGGCAGCAUGAAAAGAGGAAUAUUGAAGCGAAAUUCGAACGAAGUCACGCCAGGAAGACACGACAGGAGAUCGAGAAACAUCGACUUUCGUAAAGAACAUAGUAUCGUUUGGCGGGACGACGACGACCUAACAAGCGCUCAUGACGUACUUCAAUAUCUAAACCAAGAACACAGGAUCAGUACUCAUACACUCAACUCCAUUUAGUUUGUUCGAAGCGAGUCGUGGUUUGUUUCAGAACAAGAAGGUAUAAUAUUCUAUGUAGUCUUCGUCUUGCAGCCUUAUAUCAUCGCACCAACCCAGGUUGACAGUGUUUUAGAAGUGGAGACAUGGAAGGAUAUCAAUCGGCGUAUGUUCCAUUCAGCUCGUUGGACGGGAGACGAUCCUACCGGCUCGGGGAAAAAAUGCUGCACUAUUAUGUAGUAGGGGGUGAUGGCGCAGGAUGACGAGCCAGCCGAUUAGUAAAAACGCAAAUGAAUAAUGGGAGAAGUGAUCGAUGUUAUUGUAGUCACUAGUACUUGAUCCAGGUUAAGCAACUCAACUAGAAUUAGAUACUCGAGAAUUAAGAUUAACUUCCAGUAGGGUCGUUUACCUUGAGUGCCAACUACCCGAAUAAGCUUCUACACUAGAUUUCGAAUCCUUAGUUUCAAGUGAGAUUCAUUGACUGGUAUCCAUUUUGCCAAAUAAAAUGAACAACGUGAUAGUUCUUGACCUUCAAGUUUUGCUAGACGAGUAGAACGAAGAAGAGAUAAUACACACUAGAGAGCCCGAAAAAAUACAUGUUUCAAAAAACGAACCAUGACAUCGUGCUCUUUCACAACGGGCUCAGUUUUAAUGAAAGACAACCGGAAAAAACAUGCAUCAAUGUCUCAUAGACUCAACAGCCACUAGCUUCAUUUCGUACAAGGAGAUAUAAAUUUAAAGUGCACGUGGCUAGAAAUAUAAUUAGAAUCAUUCGGAGCGUUACGCAAUUGCAAGAUGCAUGCGGAGCGGGCUAGUCCCUAUGCUGUCUGGCGCUACUUCUACCAUUUAGGCUCUCAUCUAUUUUCUUGUUGGCUCAUGCUCGUGAAUGAUUAUGAUGCUCACAACAUUGGUCCAGUCUUAAAUUUCGUGCUUUUACUUGUUUUCGUGCUUCUUCGAAUUAUAAUGAGUCUCUCUGUACCUAAGUAAAUGUUAUUUGUCUGCUUUCUUCAUGCGAGUUUGCGAGGAAGAGAUGAUGUUAUUUCUCAAAUUGCUAGUGAGUACGCGCGUCAUCCAGCAAAUUUAAAAGUACCGCUCUAUCUCUAAAUCAAUGUGAAAUGAAGAUCAUGGACGUUUUGAAUUUACUUUUAUUGUACAUAUUAUAGCUGAGGUGCUGCUGCUGAACAAGUGAAAGCCCAAGCUUGAGUUCUUUCUCCUAUCUAGAAAAAUCCAUCUGGUGCGUGAUACCAACGUGCUUGCAAAUUACGCGCCAAACACGACACAUCGGAAGGCAUCUUCCUGAAUGACCGUGGUAAUUUCCUCAUUAACUUGAAGGUUGGGGAACGAAGUUUGAUUGUUGCACUUUUGCCAAUUUGGGUCCUUGCUAAUGCUAUUGAGCAGCUGAUUCUGCAAUUGCAUUUCUUGUUUUAUUUUCACGCACGGUUUCGCUUUCGGCUUGAGGCAGAGGCUGCAACCACGACAUUCACGAGCACUUUGAAAGGUUCGCGUCUGCUACUGCGAAUGUGAGGAUUGGGCUUAUGUAUUUUUACAUCCUAUUUUGUCAUCGAAACUUAUCUAACCAUACUUAUUGCACGUAAUGAACAUCUACAUUCUUGGUUGCACGCAGGAGCUUCUCUUCAUUGUAGGCUCCGGCUUCUUGAGUCGAUGAAUCUCCGUUCGGCGUGUGCCAGAGCUUAUACAAUGGAAGCGACGGCUCCCAAAGAUAGUCAUAGUGUAAUGCGGUGAUCUGAUGUUGAUGUACUUGUACUACAAAUCGGAUGUAAAAACACAAAGUCAUUGAUUCGUCUAAUGUAGCUCUAGAUUCUUUUGUCAGUGUCUCCUCGAUUACGCGACUACAUGAUCUGUUUUUCUUUCAUUCGGCAUAUGCCAUAUGGUACCAGCAGAUCUACUUUCCUUUUUUUGUAGUCAUGCAUCGAUUUGCUUUUUAUUCUCGGUCGUGUUCGUUGUAUUUCUCUUUGAUGAUGGUCGUGGUAGUAGGUAAUGAAACGUGUACUUCGUAAGUACGAUUUCUUGAUCUUCUUCUUGCCUUGAGUAUCAUGUUUUUGUUUUCUGUCAAUUGUGUCUGUCUUAUUUUUCUUGGAUUGGAAAAAUGUGGUCGGGCAGCAACACAUUAAUACACUCAAACUCAGUCUCUGAUCGGUGUAUAUUACAACAUGUACAGCUUCGUCGGGUAAACUGGAGCGAUUUGGUCUCGGGAUUCAAGCAGAAGCGGGAUAGCUGGCUUUUUUAAAUGCUUUUUCUGGUGCGGUCUGGGAUUUCAUUUGCGCAAAAGUAAGUUACUUUUAAUCACAGUAAAUUUUUUGUUCGAUGAUUUAUUUCUUGCCAUUUUCCUCACCCAGCAUGCCAUAAAAUAAAUGACAUGUUGCAUGUGCAUCUACUGGUAAUAGUAUUAUCAUCGAGUUUUUUUAGGUUUUCCUCCAUGGCGUGUUGACUAAUGUAUGGAUUUGUUAGAAGCGGACUUCACCCAGCGGCAGAAGUUCUAUAAUGAUUACGAUGAGCUUGAACCUUGAUUCUGAGAAUAGACUUCGGCAUCAUCUUCUACCAAUUAUCGAUGUUGAUGUUUAUUCCGCUCCUAGGUGUGGAUUAGGGGAUACGGGUAUGAAGAACAAGAAGGGGAUGUUGCCUUCAAUUCCGUUUCAGCUACUCCAAAUCAAUGGCUCCGUUCUUCCGCCUGUCAUAUAAGGCGGAUCUUGAUCCCAAUCCGAAGGCUUCGUCUGUUUCGCUUUUGCAUUUGAUGUUUCCAAGAAGAAAAAACACUAACCUUUUCUUGUCUAAGUCUAUCUCUAUCGUACACCUGCUUCCUGCAUGGUUGUGAAUUAUGUGAUCGUUGUCGUUGAUACAAAAUCAUAUUUCAUGGUCUGACGCAAAUCAGUCAAUGAAUAUGUGCACGCACUCGCAAGCUGUCGCCAGAAACGCAACGCGCCUAGGGAACGCCGGUGCCGAAUUCACACUCCACAAUCGAGUGUACAACCACGCGCCGUGAAGUUUAUGAUUUGAUAAUUAGGUUGUCGGUGUCGAAAAUUAUUUUCUAAUUCACAAUUAUACAUUGUCAUAGCCAUAGGCAUAUUAAUAGUCAAGCUUAUCACCUAGUAUAUGAAUAUAUCCAAAAUUUUGCAGCAGCUUACAGUCAUGAUAUCGUUCUUCACAUAUAUAACUGUUUUUUCAAUUCGAUUUACUAGACGCUCCCAUGUACAUGCCAUUGCUGGGUCUUACUUUCAAUCUUCACCUCAAGCUUCUUGACUUCUUUUUCCAGGUGAAGGGUAAAAUAAAUGCACGUGCGACGCAAGCAAAAUAUUUUCACAGGCUAGAAAACUUCUUCCCUCAUAUCCACGCUCAGGCAACAACAUCAACAUGAACAUUCUCACAUAAGAAAGUGGUGGCAACAAGCAGCACAGCAUUAUAAUAUAGGUGUAUAUUUUUAUCGCGAAUCGGGUGUCUCUGAUCAAUGUGUGUCUUGACCCAAUUCAAAAGUCCUGCAUCUUGAAAGCAAUCCUAAAUGUAAACUCAGAGGAGAUCAUCAGACUAGGAAAAAAUCCAACACCUGUCAUUGACUUGCGAAUCAUUCGCAGUGUCACAAAUUCUAGUGGAGAUGGUGUGGCACGAGGAUCUACUGCAAUUCAACUUCAGCGUCCCGAAAAUCGAAUGUCAGGCAAAACCAAGACCAAGAUCCGG
Amoebophrya sp. A25 is the source of this 5898-nucleotide messenger RNA. Lineage: Eukaryota; Dinophyceae; Syndiniales; Amoebophryaceae. The record is from the annotation of a GenBank genome assembly.